CGGUUGGGUGAGAAUCGUGAGCGCGUCGCCAUGUUAGGCGGCGCAGAGGAAGCGGGUAAAGCGCAGUCCUGCUCGGAUCGUGUGCGGCUGCAGAGACACGCAGCCCGACGAGCGCCCGGAUGGCAGCUGCAAGCGAGAGGAGGGCUUUUGCUCACAAAAUCAACAGGACAGUGGCAGCAGAGGUGAGGAAGCAGGUCUCCAGAGACUACGGCUCUCCGCUGCUGUCCAAGAAACGCUCCGGAGUCCAUCAACCUGUUCCCCUGACGGAGGUGGUGGAGCCUCUGGAUUUUGAGGACUAUGUGAGUAGCCACGCCCCCGGGGCGGAGCCUGGGCCCCUGCAGCUGCUGCUGGAGUUUCCCCCCGACGACCUGCAGCUAAUCCUGCAGGACAGAGAGAGCAGCACCCUGGAGCCCAAUCAGCCUGAGGAGGGCUCACUGGACCCCAGAGUGAGGGACGCCCUGAGUGUUUACACUGAGCCCUGGCUCAUCAUACAGAGAAAGUACCAGCACCUCAGUACCAGCCAGACCCCCCACGCCUCCGAGCGGCAGAGAGACAGACAACGAGGCCUGGCCAGGCAGACCUUUGAGCUGGACGAGAUAGCUGCUGAUCGCCAUGACGACCAGGAGGAUGCGAAGCGGCGCUCUGUCUCUCUGGACGACGCCCCGCGGGGCAGCUGGGCCUCCAGUAUCUUUGACCUGAAGAGCUGCAGUGCAGACAGCCUGUUGCCGUCGGUGCUGGAGCGCACAGCGGCCGAGGACAUGGACCGGCGCAACGCCCAGGCCCGCCGGCAUGGCCGCCACCCCGACCUGCUGGGGCUCUUCCCCGCCCCCGAUGAGGAUGAAGCUGUGGAGCGCUGCACUCUGCCUGAGGUCCCUAAGGAGCACUCCGGCCAGAGGAUCAUGGUCAAGUGUCUCUCUCUGAAAUUUGAAAUAGAAAUCGAACCCAUCUUUGGAAUUUUGGCUCUGUAUGAUGUGAAGGAGAAGAAGAAGAUAUCAGAGAACUUCUACUUUGACCUGAACUCAGAUCAGGUGAAGGCACUGCUACGGCCCCACACCCCCCACGUGGCCAUCUCUACCCUGGCCCGCUCCGCCAUCUUUUCCAUCACCUACCCCUCCACAGACAUCUUCCUGGUCAUAAAGCUGGAGAAGGUUCUGCAGCAGGGCGAUAUUGCUGAAUGCUGUGAGCCCUACAUGGUCAUGAAGGACUCGGAUUCCUCUAAGCAUAAGGAGAGGUUGGAGAAGUUGCGUGUGCAAGCAGAACAGGCUUGUUCUCGUCUGGGUCGGUACCGAAUGCCGUUUGCCUGGACCGCCAUCCACCUGCUCAACAUCGUCAGCAGCGCCGGGGGGCUGGAACGGGCUGACUCUGACUCUGACUCUGAACGCAAGGGAACCUGGAAUGAGAGGAAGAAGAAAGGAUUUGAGCGGAUGAGUGUGGGAGAGGAGAUGUGUAACUUUGCAUCCUUUCGCCCUGCCACUCUUACUGUCACUAACUUCUUUAAACAGGAGGGAGACCGGCUGAGUGAUGAAGAUCUCUACAAGUUUCUGGCUGACAUGCGCAGACCGUCAUCUCUCCUACGCAGACUGAGACCUGUGACAGCUCAGCUGAAGAUAGAUAUUUCCCCAGCCCCAGAGUCUCCCCACUACUGCCUGUCUCCAGAGCUGCUCCAUGUGAAACCGUACCCUGACCUGCGCGUUCGCCCCACCAAAGAGGUGCUGGAGUUCCCUGCCCGCUACGUCUACACCCCCCACACCACCUACAGGAACUUGCUGUAUGUGUACCCUCAGAGUGUGAACUUCAGCAGCCGCCAGGGCUCGGUCAGAAACAUCGCAGUCAAGCUGCAGUUCAUGGCAGGAGAGGAUCCCAGCCAGGCCUUGCCUGUCAUCUUUGGCAAGUCCAGUUGUGCAGAAUUCCAGAAGGAGGCAUACACUCCUGUGAUCUACCAUGACAAGUCUCCAGAGUUCUAUGAGGAGGUGAAACUGAAGAUUCCUGCUGAUCUGACAGAUAAUCACCACCUCCUCUUCACCUUCUACCACAUCAGCUGUCAGCCCAAGCAGAACACUCCUCUGGAGACUCCAGUGGGCUACACAUGGAUCCCUCUGAUGCAGCACGGCCGUCUGCGCACUGGCUCCUUCAGCCUGCCUGUGUCAGUGGAGAAACCCCCACCCAGCUACUCCGUCCUUACUCCUGAUGUGCAGCUUCCUGGAAUGAAAUGGGUCGAUAAUCACAGAGGAGUUUUCAACGUGGAAGUGAAGGCUGCCUCUUCAGUUCACACUCAGGACCCUCACCUGGAUAAGUUCUUCAGCCUGGUGGAUGCUUUGGAGGAGUAUGCUUUCCCCUUUCGUCUGAAAGAUGUCAUCAUCACGGAGGCCAAUGUGGAAGCUGAGCUGAAGGCCAGCAUGGCCCACCUGCGGGGGGCGCUGUUGGACACCUGUGUGCGCUUCCUGCAUCAGCUGCUCAGCAAACUCAUCCUGCUGAUUGUUCAUCCCCCCGUUAUCGCUGGGCAGAUCGUGAAUCUGGGGCGGGCUGCAUUUGAAGCCAUGGCUCUGUUGGUCAAUCAGAUGCAUAAGAACCUGGAGGGAAACCAGGACCAUCAUGGCCGUAACAACCUGCUGUCCUCCUACAUCUACUACUGCUUCCACCUGCCAAGCUGCGAGCCAGCUGCCCAGCCCAGCGCUGCUGCUUCUGCGUAUGAGGUGCCCAUCCAGUAUGCCACAUUGUCACGGGCAACAGCGCGGCCAAGCAGCCUCCACCUGUCCCGUUCCAAGAGCAUCAGCAAUUCCAACCCUGACCUGGCGACCACACCCGCCUCACCCGAUGAGGAGGUGCAGAGAAUCAUUGGGAGCAAGGGGAUUGACCGCUCUCACUCCUGGGUGAACUCUGCUUACGCCCCCGGGGGCUCCAGGUCUGUGCUGCGCAGGAACCCCAACUCCAGCUGCGAGCUGAAGCAGGCCUGUGAUCGCAGCUCCAAUCGCAUGUCUGCUUUCCUGGAGAGCGCCCCCUACUGCCCAACUCCCACCCGGCAGAUUGCCAGGAAGCUGCUGCAUGAGGAGCUGGCCCUGCAGUGGGUUGUGAGCACCAGCGCAGUCCGAGAGGCAGCACUGCAGCAGGCCUGGUUCUUCUUCCAGCUCAUGGUGAAGAGCAUGUCCCAUCAUCUGUUUCUUUCGUCUCGUCUGGACGUCCCGAGACGCCAGCGAUUUCCUGACCGCUUUGUGGAUGACAUCGCGGCCUUGGUGUGCGCCAUUAGUGCAGAUAUUGCAAGCCGUUACCACAAGGAUGUGGAGCUGAUAGAGAGGUUGAACAGCAGUCUUGCAUUUUUCCUUAAUGAUCUCCUGUCACUCAUGGACCGAGGCUUUGUCUUCAAUCUCAUUCGUUCCUACUACAAACAGAUUUCCAGUAAGCUGCACUCCACUCCGAACCCCAGCUCUCUGACCGCACUCCGGAUGGACUUCAUUCGCAUUGUCUGCAGCCAUGAGCACUACGUCAUCCUGAACCUGCCCUGCUCCACCCUCAGCCCCCCAGCCUCACCCUCACCCUCAACAUCCUCCACUACCUCACAGAGCUCUGCGUUCUCCUGCCAGGUGCAGGAUCAGGGCGUGGCCAGCAUGUUUGAGCUGUCCCUCCCGUUCAGACAGCAGCACUUCCUGUCAGCUCUGCUGCUGUCGGAGCUGGCGCUCAUCCUGGAGCCGGAGGGAGAGGGGGCCUUCUUCCUCCAUAAGAAGGCGAUCAGCGCUCUGCACGCCCUGCUCUGCGGCCACGAUGCGGAUCAGCGUUACAGUGACCCCCAGGUCCGCGCGCACAUCGCACAGCUGUACUUGCCCCUCCUUCCCAUCGUCAUGGAGACCCUGCCCCAGCUCCACGACUUCACAGAGAUAUCACCUGCUCGGGUUCGACACGCCUCGGCCGCUGCUGAUGACGUGGACUCAGACAACAGCAGCACCAUCAGCCAGUCCGUUGCCAUGGCAAUAGCAGGCUCCCCGCUGCCACACUCCAAGUCCAACCCCUUCGCUCUCCCAGCUGUGGCUGGGAGGCCAUGUUCCUCUCUGUCUGCGGAGUGCAGUAAGACUCUGCUGGUGUGCUUUCUGUGGGUGCUGAAGAAUGCAGACUCAGACCUGCUGGAAAGAUGGGUUUCAGAUCUCUCAGUCCUGCAGAUCAAUCGCCUGCUAGACCUGCUACACCUCUGUGUGUCCUGCUUUGAGUAUAAGGGGAAGAAGGCCUUGGAGCGGAUCAACAGCCUGACGUUUAAGAAGUCUCAGGACAUGAAGGCUCGGCUGGAGGAAGCCAUCCUGGGCACCAUCGGCGCGAGGCAGGAGAUGGUGCGACGCAGCCGAGAAAGGAGUCCCUAUGGCAACCAGGAGAAUGUCCGAUGGAGGAAAAAUGUGUCUCACUGGAGACAGAACACAGAUCGAGUGGACAAAACAAAAGCAGAGCUGGAGCAGGAGUCUGUGGUGGAUGGGAAUUUGGCUACUGAAGCUUCGCUGAUUGUUCUAGACACACUGGAGAUCAUUGUGAAGACGGUGAUGAUGUCAGAGCUGAAGGAAAGCGUUCUCGGGGGCGUGCUCAGAGUGCUGCUGCACAGCAUGGCUGGGAACCAGAGCGCCCUCUUUCUGCAGCACUGCUUCACUACACAGAGAGCGCUCGUCUUCAAGUUCCCUGAGAUGCUGUUUGAAGAGGACACGGAGCUGUGUGCAGACCUGUGUCUGCGUCUCCUGCGGCACUGCAGCGGCAGCGUGGGCUCCGUCCGCAGCCACGCCAGCGCCUCCCUCUACCUGCUCAUGCGGCAGAACUUCGAGAUCGGCAACAACUUUGCUCGUGUGAAAAUGCAGGUGACCAUGUCUCUGUCCUCUCUGGUGGGGAUGUCUCAGAACUUCAAUGAGGAGCACCUGCGUCGCUCCCUCAAGACCAUCCUCACCUACGCUGAGGAGGACCUGGAGCUGAGGGACACGCCCUUCCCAGACCAGGUGCAGGACCUGGUGUUCAACCUCCACAUGAUUCUCACUGACACGGUGAAGAUGAAGGAGUACCAGCAGGACCCAGAGAUGCUCAUCGACCUGAUGUACAGGAUUGCUAAGGGCUAUCAGACGUCUCCAGAUUUGCGUCUGACGUGGUUGCAGAACAUGGCAGGGAAGCACUCUGAGCGGGGGAACCAUGCGGAGGCUGCCCACUGCCUGGUGCACAGUGCUGCCCUGGUGGCAGAGUACCUCAACAUGCUGGAGGACUGUCGCUACCUCCCCAUCGGCUGUGUGUCUUUCCAGAACAUUUCCUCUAACGUGCUGGAGGAGUCUGCAGUGUCUGACGACGUGCUCUCCCCUGAAGAGGAAGGAGUCUGUGCGGGGAAGUACUUCACCGAGUCUGGCCUGGUGGGGCUGCUGGAGCAGGCAGCUGCCUCCUUCAACAUGGCGGCGAUGUAUGAGGCCGUUAAUGAGGUCUAUAAGAUCUUGAUCCCCAUUCAUGAGGCGAGCCGGGACUUCAAAAAGCUGGCAACUGUUCAUGGCAGGUUGCAGGAUGCCUUCAACAAGGUGUAUAACCAGAGCUCUGGAUGGGAGAGGAUGUUUGGGACCUAUUUCCGUGUGGGUUUCUAUGGCUCCCGCUUUGGCGAUCUGGACGAGCAGGAGUUUGUGUACAAGGAACCGUCCAUCACCAAACUGGCUGAGAUUUCACACCGGCUGGAGGAGUUUUACAUGGAGCGUUUUGGAGACGAUGCUGUGGAGAUCAUAAAGGACUCAAACCCAGUCGACAAGAGCAAGCUGGACCCCAAUAAGGCAUACCUGCAGAUCACCUAUGUGGAGCCCUUCUUUGACACCUAUGAGCUGAAAGAGCGCAUCACCUACUUCGACAAGAAUUACAACCUGCGCACCUUCAUGUACUGCACCCCCUUCACACUGGACGGGCGAGCGCACGGCGAUCUGCAUGAGCAGUACAAGCGCAAAACCAUCCUCACCACGUCCCACGCCUUCCCCUACAUAAAGACCCGCAUCAACGUCAUCCACAAAGAGGAGGUGAUUUUGGUGCCGAUAGAAGUGGCGAUUGAAGACAUGCAGAAGAAAACCCAAGAACUGGCCUUCGCCACACAGCAGGACCCCGCUGAUGCUAAAAUGCUACAGAUGGUUCUACAGGGCUGUGUGGGAACCACUGUCAACCAGGGUCCGCUGGAGGUCGCACAGGUGUUUCUGUCUGACAUCCCUGAGGACCCAAAGCUCUUCCGCCAUCACAACAAGCUCCGGCUCUGUUUCAAAGACUUCAGCAAGAGGUGUGAGGACGCGCUGAGAAGGAAUCGCUCUCUGAUUGGUCCGGAUCAGAAGGAGUACCAUCGCGAGCUGGAGAGAAACUACGCCAAGCUGAAGGAAUCUCUCUUCCCCCUCAUCAACCGCAAGAUCCCCCAACUCUACAAACCCCUGCCCCUCCCACCCACACACUCCCAGCGAAACUCCUUCAGUCGAUCAAGUCUUCGAAAAGUGGACUGCUGAGAAUCAGUGAAUCAAGGAUGUUAAAAUACAGUCACUCUCACAUUCAUUUUCCCUCCUGUGUUGUGUCUGAGAGUGCGCUUUCUCUGCCCUGUGUGAGAGCGCGCUUUCUCUGUCCUGUGUGAGAGCGCGCUUUCUCUGCCCUGUGUGAGAGUGCGCUUUCUCUGACCUGUGUGAGAGCGCGCUUUCUCUGCCCUGUG
Messenger RNA from Megalops cyprinoides (Indo-Pacific tarpon), 6661 nucleotides. Its product is annotated as dedicator of cytokinesis protein 7-like. Gene Ontology annotation, cellular component: cytosol. The transcript is spliced from 50 exons. Gene Ontology annotation, biological process: positive regulation of GTPase activity; small GTPase-mediated signal transduction. Lineage: Eukaryota; Metazoa; Chordata; Actinopteri; Elopiformes; Megalopidae. The coding region runs from base 120 to 6464 and encodes 2114 amino acids. Gene Ontology annotation, molecular function: guanyl-nucleotide exchange factor activity. The record is from RefSeq and is a predicted model, not a curated record.